CCGUGGCUAGAGGCGCGCAGCCUGGCUUGGGCUCCCUGUCCGGCUCCGGAGGAUGCGGCGCGCCCAGGAUGCUACUGCGCCUGCUAGUGCCGCUGGCGGCGCUCCUCAGCCUGCGCCUCGGCCCCCGCGCGCACGGACUGCCCAGCCCUCCAUCUGUGUGGUUUGAAGCAGAAUUUUUCCACCACAUUCUCCACUGGACACUCAUCCCAAAUCAGUCUGAGAGUACCUACUAUGAAGUGGAGCUCCUGAGGUAUGGAGAAGAGUCCUGGAAGUCCAUCCGCAGCUGUAACCAGACCCUGGUGCUGUCCUGUGAUCUCACCAUGGUGACCCUGGACCUGUACCGCAGCAAUGGUUACCGAGCCAGAGUCCGGGCAGUGGACGGAAGCCAGCACUCCAACUGGACCAUCACCAACACUCGCUUCUCUGUGGAUGAAGUGACUCUGACAGUUGGCAGCGUGAAGCUCGAGAUGCGCAAGGACAUCAUCCUUGGGACCAUCCAGCCCCCCAGGCCCAAGGUGGCCCCUGCAGGCGACACAUACGAAAGUAUCUUCCAACACUUCCGCGAGUAUGAGAUUGACGUUCGCAAGGGACACUCUGCGUUCCUAAACAAGAAGGUACAACAUGAAAACUUCAGCUUCUCAGCCACUGGAAAAGUGGGAGAGUUCUGUGUCAGGGUGAAACCAUAUGUCAGCUCCCGACUGAACAAGGGUAUAUGGUCAGAGGAGGCGUGCAUCGUGGUCACCCCUCAGUAUUUCACCGUGACCAACUUCAGCAUCUUCUUCGCCUUCCUCCUGCUGCUCUGUGGAGCCCUGGCCUACUGCCUGGCCCUCCAGCUGUACGUGCGGCGCCGGGGAAAGCUGCCCGCCGUCCUGGUCUUCGAGAAGCCCAGUCCCUUCAGCCUCAUCAGCCAGCUUCCCUGCCCAGAGACCCAUGACACCAUCCAUCCCCUCGACGAGGAGGCCUUCCCCAAGGUGUCCCCAGAGCUGAGGAACUCGGAGCUGCACGGCAGCACGGACAGUGGCUUUGACAGUGCCAAGCCAUCCCUGCAGACUGAAGAGCCCCAGUUCCUCCUCCCUGCUCCCCACCCCCAGGCCGAGGAGGCUCUGGGAAAGGGGGUGCCCCCCGAGCUGGAGAACAGCUGCAGUAGCGGCAGCAGUAGCAGCACGGACAGCGGGAUCUGCUUGCAGGAGCCCAGCCUGAGUCCUGGCACGGGGCCCAACUGGGAGCAGCAGGAGGGGAACAACAGCCAGGGCCAGGAUGACAGUGGCAUUGGCCUAGUCCAAAGCUCGGAGGGGCGGCCUGGGGAGGCACAGGGUGGCUCAGCCUUGGGCCAUGUCAGUUCCCCAGGACCUGAGGUGUCUGGGGAAGAAGACCCAGCUGCGGUGGCAUUCCAGGGCUACGUGAAGCAGACCAGAUGCACAGAGGAGAAGGAAGCCAAGGCAGGCUGCCUGGAAGAAGAGUCCUCCUCAACAGAUGGCCUUGGCCCCAAAUUCAGGACGUGCCUGGAUGCUGAGGCGGGCUGGCCUCCGCCAGCACUGGCCAAGGGCUAUUUGAAACAGGACUCCCCAGGAAUGACUCUUGCUCCCUCAGGGGCCCCAGCUGGACAGUGGAACCAACCAACUGAGGAAUGGUCACUCCUGGGCUUGACCAGCUGUGGUGACCUCGGAACAUCUGACUGGAGCUUUGCCCAUGAUCUUGCCCCUCUGGACUGCGUGGCAGCCCCGGGCGGUCUCCUGGGCACGUUUGACUCAGACCUGGUCACCCUGCCGCUGAUCUCCAGUCUGCACUCGAGUGAGUGACUCAGGCUAAGGGGCUGCUUUUGAUUUUAGCCAUCCCUGGACCAGGAAGAGGGGCCCCAGGGGUCAGAAGUGAAACAUGAGGCCAGCCUGGGCACUCUUCUGCAAGCCCAGUGAUGCCAGCCUUAGCCAGGCCUGGCAUGGCUGGCUAGGGUGCCAGGGGCAGGAGGAGGCUGUCUCGCUAAACCAGCACCGCGCACGUGGGUGGCAUUGGCCUAUUCUGCAGACAGGGCCCUGCAGACUCUGGCAGAGCUGAGAAGGGCACGGCAGAGACCUCCUCCCUCCUUGGGACUCUUCCUGUUUUGUAAAGGAUUAUUUGCUCAGAGGAAUUGUGGUGUUUUCUGGAGUUGUGGUGAGGCCGCCAGACUGAAGUCACCUCAGACCCAGGCUUUCCCCUUAGGCCGGCUAUGUAUCAGGGCCUCCAGCAGGACUGAGGGCUGGGAUGAUGGGGGCCUCCAGAACUUGCUGCAGGGGUCAUUUCUAGGGGAAAAAGGAGGGAGCAGAGACCAAGUUUGACCUCUGGGAUGGUCAGAGCUGACCGUCAGCCUGGGGUGGUCACAGAGAGAAGCUCCCCCACUGGCCAGCCUCCCAAGCAGGGAGCUUGUCAUGGAAGAUCUUAAGGUGUGUCUGCCCUGAUCAGCCAGUUAGUCAAUCAGCCAUCGUUAUAGAGCUACAGGGGAGCUGAGAUGCAGAAUGGGGCCUCUGGCUCAGAACCGGUCCCUCUGGGGAUGUCUUUUGUCCAUCUGCAGACAGCUGCUUCUUUCCAGCAAAUCAGGUGGCAUCCCCCUGGGGCACUUGCAGUGGCCAAGCCACUCCUUAUCCCCACCCUGCUGUCCCCACCAUCUUGCUGACAGUACCAGAGAAACCAUGGUUGUUUGUAUUGGUCACGACUCAGCCCUUGAGACGGCCUCUGGACUUGGGUGCCAGCUCAUCUGCCCCAGAAUGUCAGGGUUGGUACCUGCACUUUUGUUUGCUGCUAACAUCCAGCUACAGACCCACAGGACAGGGCACUGGGCUGGGAUCCCUGCUGUCUCAGCGUUCAGGUGUGUGACCUUGGUCCAGCCACUUCUCAAAGGGCCUCAGUUACUCCAUCUGUGAAAUAAGGGGCCGUCCAUGCUGAAUGUUAACCAAGCUGUCCUCUGGGGUGACAUUGCCAACCCUAUCUGACCCUAAGCUGGGAGAAAGUAGAGUCUGGAACCCAUGUCUGCACAGAGCCAGCUUCUUUCUCAGGCUGAGGACCAACAGAUCUCAGCAUGGCAUCAUGCUAAGAGAGCUUCCAGACACUGGGCCCAGAAAGGGGGCAGUUGUAGGCCCUGGUCCCCACAGUCAGUUUGGAAUCUGUCUUCAAAGCCAGUUUACAGUCCAUGGGCCUGGAAGCUGGGAGAAGUGACAGGCCUGGGGAAUGCCCCUCAGAGUCAUCACAUGGCCCUGCACUUCUCUGUGGCAUUCUGAGAAUAGACAUUCUGGCCCAGGAAAUCCAGCCAGAACCCCUUGCACUCUGCCAAGAAGUUCUUAGGUGCCAGUCUGAUGACAACUCCCUCUGGAAGCUUAGGCUUGAGGGCGGACUCCUCGGGGUUUCCUUGGAAGGUUUAUUUAUUUAUUUUGUUCAUUUAUUUAUUGACGAGGCAGCAGAGUACAGUGAAAGAAUUCUGGGUAUUUCAAGAGCCUGGGAGUUCUAAUUCUGACUCCACUGUUUCUAGCACUGUGUGACCUUGGGACAGUCACUUUUCCUUAUCUGUUUUCUCAUCUGUACACUGAGGGGCCUCAGUUUCCUCAUCUGUAAAACCUGACUUGUUUCUUUCGUAGGGAUGUGAGGUUCCACUGAGGAAGUGGAUGUGAAUGUGCCUUGAACACCAAGCUCUGUAAAUGAGCGAUGUAUAUUUUUUAUUCCAAUAAAUUGUCAGGACCACA
Molecule: messenger RNA, 3707 nt
Organism: Diceros bicornis minor
Lineage: Eukaryota; Metazoa; Chordata; Mammalia; Perissodactyla; Rhinocerotidae
Gene: IL10RA
Product: interleukin 10 receptor subunit alpha
Exons: 7
Coding region: 69-1799 (576 amino acids)
Molecular function (GO): protein binding
Source: RefSeq, a predicted model, not a curated record